Molecule: messenger RNA, 1548 nt
Organism: Aspergillus campestris IBT 28561
Lineage: Eukaryota; Fungi; Ascomycota; Eurotiomycetes; Eurotiales; Aspergillaceae
Product: adenosylmethionine decarboxylase SPE2
Exons: 2
Coding region: 1-1548 (515 amino acids)
Biological process (GO): spermine biosynthetic process; spermidine biosynthetic process
Cellular component (GO): cytosol
Molecular function (GO): adenosylmethionine decarboxylase activity
Source: RefSeq, a predicted model, not a curated record
AUGGUGUUCAUUGGAAUCCCGAAGAAUUACACGACCUCGCCCUCCUCGUUUAUGGGCACCCCGUCCCUGACUAUCAAUCACGAGGCUACCCAGGAUCUUGACUCCUCCAAUGCCUUUGAAGGCCCCGAGAAGCUUCUGGAGGUGUGGUUCGCCCCCUCCGCUCGCUCCGUCAGCGGGACGGGCCUGAAGGCCGUCCCCGAGGAGAUCUGGAAGGACAUGCUGGACCUGGUCAACUGCCAGGUGCUGUCCAUCGUCUCGUCCGAGGAUGUCGACGCCUACCUGCUGUCCGAGUCUAGCAUGUUCGUCUGGCCGCACAAGCUCAUCCUCAAGACCUGCGGCACCACCACCCUGCUCUCCGGCCUGCCGCGCAUCUUGGAGAUCGCGGCCCUGUUCGGUGGCUUCCCCAAGUCCACGGCGCCCGCCUCGCGCGGCAUCUCCAUCGCUGCCGCCCCGUACCGCGUCUUCUACAGCCGCAAGAACUUCCUGUUCCCGGACCGCCAGCGCGGCCCCCACCGCAGCUGGCGCGACGAGGUGCGCAACAUGGACAAGCUCUUCCUCAACGGUAGCGCCUACAUGAUCGGCAAGAUGAACGGCGAGCACUGGUACCUGUACCUGACCGAGCCGCACACCCUGCUCACCCCGCCCUCGAGCCCGCCCGCUGACUCGGACGCCGAGGACGAGGGCACGGCGACCAGGAUCCUCCACCUGCCCGCGGCUCCCGCGAAGCCCACGGGCGGCGACGCUUCCGACGAGACCCUUGAGGUGCUCAUGACCGAUUUGGAAGAGAACAACGCGCGCCAGUUCUACCUGGACCACGCGACGGCCGCCGCGGAGAAGCAGUACCGCAACUUUGACUUCGACCGCGACACGGGCGACCACCUCGACGUGUUCAGCAACACCACGGACCUGGGCGAUGACCUGGACGGUCCCGACAACAACCGCGUGCUGCCCGCAGAGCUGACGACCGAGGGCCACGCGUUGGGCACGGUGGUGUCGGAGACGUGCGGCCUGUCGGACGUCUACUCGCGCGAGAAGUUCCCCGAGUCGCGCAUCGACGCCUACCUGUUCACCCCCUGCGGCUUCUCCGCCAACGGGGUGGUGCCGGCGCCGGACGGGGCGUCCGGGACGCACUACUUCACGGUGCACGUGACGCCGGAGCCGCAGUGCUCGUACGCGUCGUUCGAGACCAACGUGCCGCACUCGCAGACCGGCCAGACCACGGCGGGCAUCAUCCAGCAGGUCGUCAACAUCUUCAAGCCGGGCCGCUUCACGGUGACACUGUUCGAGGCGCAGCCCGAGGUGGCGGCCGCCGCGGACGGCGAUUGGGACAGCAUCAAGGAGGUUAAGUACAUCGAGCGGCAGGCGGCGCGCCGCGCGUCGCGCACCGAGCACGUCGAGGGCUACCGCCGGGUCGAUCGCAUUGUGCACGACCUGGACGGAUACGAUCUGGUCUUCCGCUACUACGAGCGGCUGGACUGGAAAGGGGGGCCCCGCGGCUCGGCGAGGACCGUUUCUGAUGAUCGACAACCUGCUGCUCUGUUCUAUUGA